Molecule: messenger RNA, 740 nt
Organism: Anolis carolinensis (green anole)
Lineage: Eukaryota; Metazoa; Chordata; Lepidosauria; Squamata; Anolidae
Product: nucleolin-like
Exons: 4
Coding region: 156-593 (145 amino acids)
Source: RefSeq, a predicted model, not a curated record
UGUGUCAACUCAUAACAUCCUUACACACAGUUAAAGAAGGAUAUUGGCAAGCUGGAACAUGUUUGGAGAAGGGCGUCCAUACCAAUAAAAAGUUUGAUAGCCAAGCCCCAUGUAGAGAGUACGGAAAUCCCUCUCAAAUAUUUAAACACACAACAAUGAAGACUUGUUACCUUCUUGUUCUUCUAUCUGCUUUGACUCUUCUUCCUGAGGAAGCAAUGAGUGACGGUCCAUGUAUUAGCUUGGGUAUACCUCUCUUCAAUCUUGAUUUAAACUUUGGAAACUCAAACUGUGGACGUGGAAGGAACAUGAAAUAUGAUGAUGAUGAUGAUGAUGAUGAUGAUGAUGAAGAUGAAAAGGAAGACGAAGACGAAGAUGAAAACGAAGACGAAGAUGAAGAGGAAGAGAACAAGAACAGGAACAGGAACAGGAACAGCAACAAGAACAAGAACAAGAACAAGAACAAGAACAAGGGCAAGAAAAAGGGCAAGAAAAAGGGCAAGAAAAAGGAAGAGGCAGCUGAAGAUGAAGUGGAAUAUGAAAAGGAAGAUGAAAAGAAAAAGGGAGAUGAAAAGGAAGAGAACGAGGAUGAGUAGAUUCAAAAUGAAACUGAAAGUGAGUCCAUAGAAUAGAACAGCUUUCAGAAGAACCCAUGAUACACAGAUAAACAUGUGCCUCUGCUACUCAAAAAUAUAAAUAAAAUAAGAGAAUGUAAGGCAAUAAAAUAUUGUUAUUGUUUUAUA